AACAAUUAAAUUCCACCUCUCGAAUAGAAGAACAAUUAAAUUCAACUUUGUUAUUGCAAUUUAUUCCAAAAAGCUGCGGAAGAACUAAUAUUAAAAAUCCUAUAAAUGUUUUGUUAUCUCCAUUUCGCGAAGAAGUCUCCAUUGAAGUUGCACGAUUAUCUCAGCGAUUAUUUAAGCAGACAAUGUUAUCAAACACGUUUAAAUGUAUGCUGCUUGAUCUUGCUCUCCGCGAUACCGACUUGUCUCUUGUUCCACGUCAAAAUAGAACCAUGGUCAAUAGCCCUUUAAUUGGUUACAAAGUUUUUUGUGGGUUAGAUGAUGAUGAACGAAAGUUGAUUGCUGAUAAGGUGAUAAUUCAACGAGUAACAAAAUUGAUGGAACGGAUUGAAAAAGAGAAGAUGAGCUCUGAGCUCAAGAAAAAUACAAAGUUACUUUUGGAAAUAAUGAAAGAAGUUAAGAAAUUCUGGCUGGAUGUUGAUCUGGAAAAGGCAGAGUCUGAACGGAAAUUAGCGAAAAUUAUUCUGGAGCAGAAGGAAAUCGAGUUAAAACAAAAAGAAGUGGAUAUAGAAAUAUCCAAAGCUGAAUUCGUAAUAAACCAUUCUGAGGCAGGGAAUAAAGGGCACAGUUUAUUAAAUGAUCAAAAAUUAAAAUAUAUUGAAAACCUUGAUAACGAUAAAGAAAUAGAAUUG
This is a messenger RNA of Racocetra fulgida, 689 nucleotides long. Lineage: Eukaryota; Fungi; Glomeromycota; Glomeromycetes; Diversisporales; Gigasporaceae. The record is from the annotation of a GenBank genome assembly.